This is a messenger RNA of Phytophthora sojae, 2649 nucleotides long. RefSeq lists its product as hypothetical. Gene Ontology annotation, molecular function: protein serine/threonine kinase activity; ATP binding. Lineage: Eukaryota; Oomycota; Peronosporomycetes; Peronosporales; Peronosporaceae. The transcript is spliced from 4 exons. The record is from RefSeq and is a predicted model, not a curated record. The annotation marks the transcript as partial. Gene Ontology annotation, biological process: protein phosphorylation.
GCGUCGGCCGAGAGCGACGUGGAGCUGAUGCGCACGAUCCUGGGCGAGCACGUGCCGCAGAGCGUCAUCCUCACGUGCCUCAACGCCUGCGCCUUCGACGUGAGCGCGGCGCUCAAUUGGUACUUCGCCGAGGUGGCGGCGUCCCCCACCGCGGCCGCCGCAGCCUCCGCCGCCGUCCCGCAGCGGCCCGUGGCGGCCGACGCCGUGCCCAGCAUCCAGUCGGGGCUGAGCCUCACGCUGCACCCGCGCGCCAUGGAGGGCAUGGUGAGCAAGUCGGAGGCCUACUACGCGACGCUCACGAGGGGCGACCCGGCCUACGACAUGCUCACGCCCAGCAACGACAAGUUCCUGACCAUCCGCCUGCGCAAGCGCGGCUGGCGCACCGGAACCUUCCUGGGGAUGCCCUCGCCCGCCACGCAGAGGCCCUACUUCGCCAACGGAGACGUCGUCACGCUCGAGUGCAACGGCCUGUGGCUCAAGGCCAGCUCGCUCAACAAGAUGCUGCAGUGGAAGGCGCCGUCCGAGGACGACCGCAACAAGUUCGUGAUCCGAGGCCUGCCGCUGGGCAAGAACCUUGCCCCCGGGGACUACUUCUUCCUCACGAGCUACAAGUGGAAGGACAAGGAGAUUGUGCGCAAGGACGAGCGGCCCGUCGGCAUCAGCAGCUACAACACCAACGUGCACCGCUGCUUUCUCGGCCUCGAGCGCAUCAAAACGGCGAACCAGCGCUUGUAUCUGUACGCCAAGCUGACCCAGAAUGCACUCAAGAGUCUACCGAAACCCGACGACCCGAUCGAUGUCAACCACCUGACAAUCAGUGUCAUGGGCACACCCAUGUCGACGGGCAGCAUCAGCCUUCACGAGCAGAACCAUUCGCGGCGGAAAGACUCCAUCUCCGACGAAAUCCAGCUCACAAACGCCAAGAUCGAGCAGAUGGCAAACAUCAUCGGUACAGAUGUGUCUCGUGAUCGACUAGCCAACUUUUUGGACGGUGCUGGUGGAGAUGUACAAGUGGCGCUGGAACACUAUUUUAUGAGUGUAUCGACCCCGGCACAAGAGACGACAUCAAGCAGCGCACCACCAUCUAUACAGAUUCCAACCAGGGACUCAGUGACCAGCCUCGAAGAGGCUCAAGCUCGAGCACACGCUGAAGCCCAGGCAAACCACGACCGCCGACCUCUGAGUCAGCUCAUUCUGGGCAUCCCGUCUAUUGCCGAACCAAUCCCGUCGCCGAGCACGGAACCGGUAUCAAUCCCCCCGCCAAGUAGCUUAAAGGCAAAGCACGGCCUUGUCGUGACGCCCCCACUCCUGCCCUCCGUCGAUGUCACGAGCACCUUUGUUGGCGAACCUUCUCCUGGCAUGCCGCCCCCAGUACCUUCCCCGUGCCCGUCUCCGAUUCCGCCGUCAGUAUCAGAUGGUGGCAUGACUCCAGUGCCUGUCCCUCUGUCGGCCGGUAAUGGGGCCCCUGUGCUUCGAAUCAUGGAGGGCGAAGAGUUUGUGGACACUACCGACUAUACAAAGCACCAGGAGAAAAUGGAGCAACAAAUGACACAUCAAGAACAACAAAUUACUCAGCAAGAGCAGCAAGCGCGCGUAUCCGAGACACUGUCAGAGGCAGACAGUGAGAGGGCCGAGUCGCUAACGAUCCAGGACUUCGAAAUGCUGAGUGUGCUGGGCAAGGGCAGUUUCGGUGCCGUAAUGCUUGUGCGCUUCAAGAAGGACGGCCGAGUGUUCGCCCUCAAGAUUAUCAAGAAGACCAACAUGGACCAGGCGGACGUUCAGAACGCGAUGGAAGAGCGGCAAAUUUUGCAGCGCAUUCACCACCCGUACAUCUGUGGCCUGGUCUUUGCCUUCCAGACCAACGAGCGCCUGUACCUUGGAAUGAAGUACUAUGCUGCUGGAGAUCUCUUCUACCACCUGAAUAUGAAGGGCCGCCUGGGUGUGAAGGACGCCAAGCUGUACGGAGCAGAGCUCGUGCUAGCCAUCUCGUACCUCCAUGAACUCAACAUCCUUUACCGCGACCUCAAGCCAUCCAACGUCAUGAUUGAUUCGGAGGGCCACAUCGGCGUAGUCGACUUUGGGCUUUCCAAGCAGCACAUUUAUGGCAGCAGCUUUGGCGUCAAGACGCUGUCGGGUACGGCUGAAUACGUGGCACCGGAAGCACUUGCGCAGUCUGCGGACGGAUCCCGUAACUACGGCAAAGCGUACGACUGGUGGAGUCUCGGCGUCGUUAUCUACGAAAUGCUCGUGGGUGAAUCACCGUUCUACGAUGAGAACGAGCACAAGAUGCUGAGCCGCAUCGCGUACUCGGACGUGGUUUUCCCCUCGGACUUCCCACGCGAUGCGUAUGACCUCGUGAAGGGGCUGCUGUGCAAGGACCCGAAGCAGCGACUCGGGUCUGAGCGCAUGGGCGGCGUGGACGCCAUCAAACGCUGCAAGUUCUUCAGGCAUAUUGACUGGGACAAGUUGCUGCGGCGAGAAGUCAAGGCCCACUGGACCCCAAAGCUCAGCGGCGAGACGGACACCCGAUAUGUGGACCCCGAGUUCAUCGACGAGGGUCCGCCUUCAGCGGCGUACGACCCGAGCGCCGAGACGAGCAACUCCCUCAGCAAGCGCUUCAGCCAGUUUUCAUUCAAUUACAGUCUCGGG